CCGGCUGGGCGCAGGCACCGGCGUAGCGGGCUUCAGCUCCGCGCUCACAGUCCGCACCAGCGCCGAGGGUUCCGCCGCAUUCCGCUGCCUCCACCGCUGCCGCCGCGAUGCUGGGGCUACUCGUGGCGGUGCUGGCCCUGUCGCUCGCCUACUUCGCGCUGCUGGAUGGCUGGUACCUGGUGCGCGUGCCGUGCGCCGUCCUGCGAGCGCGCCUGCUGCAGCCUCGCGUCCGUGACCUGCUGGCUGAGCAGAGCUAUGCGGGCCGCGUGCUGCUCUCGGACUUGGACCUGCUGCUGCACAUGAACAACGCGCGCUACCUGCGUGAGGCCGACGUGGCGCGCGCCGCUCAUCUGGCCCGCUGUGGCGUGCUCGGAGCGCUGCGCGCCCUCGGGGCGCGCGCCGUGCUGGCCGCGUCGUGUGCGCGCUACCGCCGCUCUCUGCGCCUGCUCGAGCCGUUCGAGGUGCGCACCCGCUUGCUGGGCUGGGACGACCGCGCUUUCUACCUGGAGGCGCGUUUCAUCAGCCUGCGCGAUGGCUUCGUGUGCGCGCUGCUGCGCUCCCGCCAGCACGUGCUGGGCACCUCGCCGGAGCGCGUUGUGCAGCACCUGUGCAAGCACAGGGUGGAGCCCCCUGAGCUGCCGGAAGACCUGCAGCACUGGAUCGCCUACAAUGAGGCCAGCAGUCAGCUGCUCCGGGCCGAGAGUGGGCUCAGUGACGUCGGCAAGGACCAGUGACCACGGUGGCCCACCUGCCCUGCCCAGCAGCCUUGACCUGGGGGCACUUGCCUGCUUCCCUGCUUGCCAGGGGGCAGCGAGUGCGGGAUGGGCUGCCCGGGCUGGGCUCUCUCCGAGCUGAAGUGGCCUUGCAACAAGCCCAGCCCAGCUCCUUCACAGCUCAGGACCCUCCCCCCUGGCCCCCUUACUGAUGCCCCUCUCUGCCCCACCCCAUGCCAAGCAGGGGAUGGGGGUAGCACAGGUACCCAGACCAGCUCUGCCCUCAGGGUGGUGAUGAUGGGCAAACUGGGUGGCCCAGGGCCCUGGUGAGCCAGCUGUGGGGGUUGGGGGGGUGCUGGUGGCGGCCUGCCCUGCAGGUGAAGCCAGGCUUGAGUCGGGAGCAAACGCAGAGCAGGGGACCAGCCCGAGUUACCCUGAGCACCGGAGCUUAAAGCCCAAGCUGCUGUGGGGGUGAGGUCGGAGCUGUCCUGGGGGCAGGGCUGGGGUCUGGGGUCUGAUCCAGGCACAGGGAGCCAGGAAGGGUCAGCAUUUGUGUGCAGCUCCUCUGGCUGCAGUUGAAGGUGGGUCAGGGCACAUCCACUGAAGGGCACUCAGGAGGGGUGGGCCC
Phacochoerus africanus (Common warthog) is the source of this 1341-nucleotide messenger RNA. RefSeq names its product thioesterase superfamily member 6 (gene THEM6). The record is from RefSeq and is a predicted model, not a curated record. Bases 108 to 734 code for a protein of 208 amino acids. NCBI's taxonomy places the organism in Eukaryota, Metazoa, Chordata, Mammalia, Artiodactyla, Suidae. The transcript is spliced from 2 exons.